Messenger RNA from Impatiens glandulifera, 2062 nucleotides. RefSeq names its product BTB/POZ domain-containing protein POB1-like. The record is from RefSeq and is a predicted model, not a curated record. Gene Ontology annotation, biological process: response to red light. Bases 144 to 1799 code for a protein of 551 amino acids. Gene Ontology annotation, cellular component: nucleus. Gene Ontology annotation, molecular function: protein binding. The transcript has 6 exons. NCBI's taxonomy places the organism in Eukaryota, Viridiplantae, Streptophyta, Magnoliopsida, Ericales, Balsaminaceae.
AUCCAGAGUCUAGCUAGACUCAUUCCAUUGGUCUUCGGUUAAACUAGGGUUCUCUUCAACCCUCAUAUGUUCUUUAGCGGAUUUCUAAGAGAGAGGAAGAUAGAGUGAGAGUGAGAGUGAGUGUGAGAGGUGGAGAGAAACGAAUGAGAGAAACGAGCCUUGAUUUGUUCGAUCCAAGGUCAUUAAUGGAAUCCGAAUACUCGCCUACAUGCUGCAGAGACGGGGAUUUCGGUUUCGCCUUCAAUGACAGUAAUUUUUCCGACCGGGUUCUCCAGAUCGAGGUCGCGGUUGAUCCGGCAGAGAUUAGGUCCGAUGUUGAUGGUUUUCACAGCCUAGCCGAUUGGGCCAGGCACCGUAAAAGGAGGAGGGAAGAUUUGAAGAAAGACUCUGAUGUGGACAAUGCUGGAUGCCCCCAGGAGAUUUUGAAUUCCACACAACCUGAUAUAGAUGAAGUGGUUAAAUGUGAAAACGAGGAUGAUGAAACUGUUGCAAUGGCUGAAGAAUUAGCAUCAGGAGAUGAAGCUUCAAAUAGCAACGAUUCAAAUGGUAGCAGGGAUUGUUCCACAGUUGUUAGAGUUCAAUCAUUAUACAUCAGUUCUCCAAUUUUAGCUGCAAAAAGUCCAUUCUUUUAUAAGCUCUUCUCCAAUGGGAUGAAAGAAUCAGAGCAGCGAAGCGUAUCCAUAAGGAUCCAUACCUCAGAAGAAGCUGCCCUUAUGGAACUCCUUAAUUUCAUGUACAGUAAUACCUUAACAACGACCGCUGCUCCUGCUUUGCUCGAUGUGUUGAUGGCAGCAGACAAGUUUGAAGUUGCUUCUUGCAUGAGGUAUUGCAGCAAGUUAUUGCGGAAUUUGCCUAUGACUUCGGAGUCUGCUCUUCUUUAUCUUGAUCUUCCCUCCAGUGUCCUAAUGGCUGAUGCUGUCCAGCCUUUGACAGAUGCAGCCAAACAGUUCCUUGCUGCCCGUUACAAAGAUGUGACCAAGUACCAAGACGAGGUAAUGAACUUACCUCUAUCCGGACUAGAAGCAAUUCUCUCUAGCGAUGACCUUCAAGUGGCGUCUGAAGACACAGUCUACGACUUCGUACUAAAAUGGGCCCGAGCCCAAUACCCAAAACUAGAAGACCGUAGAGAAGUCCUUGGCUCUACUCUUGCCCGUUGCAUCCGUUUCCCAUUCAUGACCUGCCGAAAACUGAAAAAGGUCUUAACAUGUAACGACUUUGACCACGAACUAGCUUCAAAAGUCGUUCUCGAAUCCCUCUUUUUCAAGGCAGAAGCGCCUCACCGUCAGAAAACACUGGCGGAAGAAAAAUCCCUUGCCUCCUCAACCAGCCGCAGGUUUGUGGAGCGCACCUACAAGUACAGGCCGGUUAAGUUGGUGGAAUUCGAACUGCCUCAUCAGCAAUGCAUAGUCUAUCUCGAUCUGAAACGGGAAGAAUGUGCCAAUCUUUUCCCUUCUGGUCGGUUAUAUUCGCAGGCUUUUCAUUUAGGCGGGCAAGGGUUCUUCCUCUCUGCUCAUUGUAACAUGGACCAACAAAGCUCGUUUCAUUGCUUUGGGCUGUUUUUGGGGAUGCAGGAGAAAGGGUCUGUUUCUUUUGCAGUUGAUUAUGAAUUUGCGGCGAGGUCUAAGCCAACGGAGGAGUAUAUGAGCAAGUAUAAAGGGAAUUAUACUUUUACUGGGGGAAAAGCUGUUGGGUAUAGGAACUUGUUUGCGCUGCAUUGGACGUCGUUUAUGGCUGACGAUAGUCUUUACUUUAUCAAUGGUGUUCUUCAUUUGAGAGCUGAGCUUACUAUAAAGCACUGACAUAGUUUAUUUUAAGUGGUUGAAAAUGAUGAAGAAAUGGGGAAACAACUAGUUUGACCUAUUUCCAUUUAAGUGUAAGGAUUACUUACAAAUGGAUGUCUGCUUCAAUUUCAAGACAGGACAUGGUAUAAUUUUGUGAUGUAAAUGAAUGUGCUUCAUUUCCUUUUAUCAUCCCUUGGAAUCUGUGUACCUUGCUUAGGCUCAUGAUGAUAAUACAAAGAUAAGGAAUUCCAGGAUUAAUUUAAUAUGCUUGUUUUUGCAAA